Molecule: messenger RNA, 2063 nt
Organism: Cuscuta campestris
Lineage: Eukaryota; Viridiplantae; Streptophyta; Magnoliopsida; Solanales; Convolvulaceae
Source: the annotation of a GenBank genome assembly
GCAAACGCCAGAAAGAGGAAAAGCCCCGAGCAAUGCAUCCAAAAAGACUUAAGCCCUGAGAAGACAAAAAUGAAUCCUAAAAAGACAUAAAAACACACAGUCCUCAAAUCAUUUUGGAGAAGAAUGGUGCCAGAGAUGAAAAAUGGAAGAAUGAAACAUUGAACAAAAUAAAAUCUUUGGAGAAAAUGGUGAAGAGUAUAGCAGCUAACAUGGAAGAGAAGACUAGAAAAGUGUUAAGUGAGAUACAAGAGUUCAGAAAGGAAAACCAGAAACAAUGGGGAUUGGUUGAGGAAUGCCUGAAAAAUGCUGGCAUUUUGGGGAAAACACAAAGUAAGGAAUCCAGCAAGAAAGACACUCAGUUUCCAAGUUUUGAUUUAGGCAUUGAUCUACAUUGUACACCACAGACUGCUCAUAAAAAGGAAGGUCAAAAUUUGGAACAAGAUAAGACUGGAGACUGUGUAAAGGAGAAGGGAGAAGACAUGGACAUUGAUUGGAUGAAUGGGCUGUUGACUGAGGCAAACACUGAUCACAAUUGCCCGGAAACUAUGCACGUGGUUGAAGCUGAUUUGGGAACAUUACAUAAAAUCAAUGACCAGAAAGGCAUUGACAAUAAAGUCAUUGACCAGCAGGCGAUGGAAGAUGGUUUGGAGGAAGGCCAGAAAAUGGAGAGUGUCAUUGACAAUGUGGAAACAGCAUCACAAGCUGCUCGGGCAGCAGAGGAUUUGGAUCCAGCCAUUUGGGACAUUGGUCCUUACUCUGAACAACCAAAGGUCGUAGAGGGUAUCAUCAGUUAUUUGUUUCCCACUGAACAACCACAUCUCCUAAAUGAUGUUCCCACUGAACAACCACAAGUCCUCACUGAUAUUCCCACUGAACCACCACAAAUCGUCAAUGAUAUUCCCAAUGAACCACCACAAAUGCCCAAUGUUGUUUCCAUUGAACCACUCCAAGUCCUCACUGAUAUUCCCACUAAACAACCACAAAUCCUCAAUGAUAUUCCCACUGAACCACAACAAGUCCUCAAUGAUGAUCCUAGUGAUGGUAUAGAUGCUAAACCACAGCUCAAUGUUGGUCAACUUGAGGACAUUCAGGAUGAACAAGCCGAAGGCCCUGAUGCUGAAGAACAACACCCUAAGGAUAUUGCCAUUGACCAACCAGAAGACAAUACAAGACAGAAGAGGGUUGUGAAAUGCCCAGAUAAGUUUACUCAUUUUGACAAAAAAUUAAAGACAAGAAAGGCAAAGAGCAGACAAGGACCACAGACAUCUAAACAGAAAGCCACAGAUGGUGGUGAUGACAAUUCGCAACCCAACAAUGUGGAGGCCGAAGCAGGCAUGGCAGAAAGUCAUCCCGAAGGGCUGAAAUUAGCAUUAACUACUGAGAAUGUGGAGUUGUUUUUAGCACAAGUAACAGACAGCCUAUUUGUCAGUCUAUUGAAGAAAGAAUAUGACAACUACUUGGGAAAAAGGAAAACCAUUGCUGAAGCAACAUUGAACACUUCAAUACUGAAACCAAUCGUAGGGGCUGUGCCAGAAUUGGGAGGACGCUGGGCAGAAUGCGAUUACGUUUACAUGCCAAUCAACACUGGAAACCAGUGGAUACUGGCUGUGCUUGACAUAUCAAAGAAAUGCAUCAGGCUGGUGAGUUGUGGCAUAUUCGUUGUAAAGAUGGCUGAGCAUCUAAUCAUGGGGAUGGAAGUGGAUGAAGUGGAUGUUGCAGGCAUUGAGAGUUUCAGGAAAAAAAUUGCAACAGAAGUGCUGUUAUAUGCAAACAGGAGGGCUGACCAAGAGGGCUGAGCAUUGGCAUGGGAAAUGUAACCAAGUUUAAAAAACUUUUAUGUUUAAGUAUGCUGUUGUAGUAGUUGCACUAUGGGUUUUAAGUGCAGUAUCAGUACUUUUCCUAUUAUUAGUAAUAUGGGUUGUAAGUGCACUAUCAAUACUUUUUAGACAGAAUCUUGUAAUAUGGUUGGUGAUUGAAGUAAUCACAUUACUUUUUUGGAUAAAAUUGGGGCACAGUAAUAGAUGAAACUUUUUUUAAAAGGGGAGUAAACAAGUAACCUUUAA